AAUUUUCGAAGGGAAUUUUUUCUGCUCAUCCAGCUGAAUGACGUGAAGUUGGCUGCGAUUUCCUUUUUGAUUCGUUGUUGGGUAGAAAGAGCUAAUCUAAUCCUCCAAGAUGGGUAAGGGUAAUAAUAUGAUCCCAAAUCAGCACUACCACAAGUGGUGGCAGCGUCAUGUGCGUACCUGGUUCAACCAGCCGGCGCGCAAGGUGCGCAGACACGAGAAUCGCGUGAAGAAGGCUAAGGCUGUCUUCCCACGUCCCGCCAGCGGCCCACUGCGUCCAGUGGUGCGUUGCCCCACCAUCCGCUACCACACAAAAUUGCGUGCUGGACGCGGUUUCACCCUUGAGGAACUGAAGGGCGCUGGUCUGAGCUACGGCUUUGCCAAGACCAUUGGCAUUUCUGUGGAUCGUCGUCGCAAGAACAAGUCUCUGGAAUCCCGUCAGCGCAACAUUCAGCGCCUUAAGGAAUACAGAAGCAAACUGAUUCUGUUCCCCAUCAACGAGAAGAAGAUCCGCAAGGGCGAGUCCACCGUUGAUGAGUGCAAGCUGGCCACACAGCUUAAGGGUCCAGUCAUGCCACUCAAGAAGGAACAACCCGUGGUUGAGUUCCGUGAGGUCACACAGGACGAGAAGAAGUUCAAGGCAUUUGCAACUCUGCGCAAGGCACGUACUGAUGCUCGUUUGGUCGGCAUUCGCGCUAAGCGCGCCAAGGAGGCAGCUGAGAGCGAGGAGGGCAACAAGGGUGAUGCCAAGAAGGGCAAGAAGUAAACUGCGCUUAGACCUGUAAAUUCUGUCAACUAUAACAACCAGAAUAAAAUUUUAGUUUUUCAUAACACAUGAA
Drosophila busckii is the source of this 836-nucleotide messenger RNA. RefSeq names its product 60S ribosomal protein L13 (gene RpL13). Gene Ontology annotation, cellular component: cytosolic large ribosomal subunit; ribosome. Lineage: Eukaryota; Metazoa; Arthropoda; Insecta; Diptera; Drosophilidae. Gene Ontology annotation, biological process: translation. Gene Ontology annotation, molecular function: RNA binding; structural constituent of ribosome. The transcript has 4 exons. The coding region runs from base 110 to 763 and encodes 217 amino acids. The record is from RefSeq and is a predicted model, not a curated record.